Messenger RNA from Pleurotus ostreatus (oyster mushroom), 522 nucleotides. RefSeq lists its product as uncharacterized. The record is from RefSeq and is a predicted model, not a curated record. NCBI's taxonomy places the organism in Eukaryota, Fungi, Basidiomycota, Agaricomycetes, Agaricales, Pleurotaceae. The transcript has 3 exons. Bases 1 to 522 code for a protein of 173 amino acids.
AUGGACUCGAACAAUUCUCCGGAGCAAGUUGCGUAUCGUGAGAUGGAAGAAACCGUUCGCAAACUCGUGGAAGAGUUCAAAAUCCAAGAUCAAACCUCGAAAUCGCGCGGCUAUGAGACCAGCGGCAUAAUAACCGUGCUGCAUAGUCCUGACGAACUUCCGACUGCCAGCACUUCCGCGAUAUAUACGAGCCAGCCUAGAGGCAGCCACUAUUCGGUGGAGUGUCUCUUGCGCGGCGCUGCAGCGAAACGCGAGCUGAUCGAGUACCCAGAAUUCCCGAAGGAGAUCUACCGACCCUCUGACUUGGAAGAAUGUGCAUAUAGCAUCGUAGACAUUCCAGGGAAAGGCCUGGGCAUGGUCGCAGCACAGGAUAUCGAACUCGGCGAGCUCAUCGUCAGUGAGCGGCCUCUGCUAAUCGCACCGCGCGUCAUAACCAGUCCUAGUCGUCUCUCGUUCACCGAUGAUGCCACAAAGGAGCAGCAACAGGCGGCUGUGUACUUCGAGACGGACAAGCGCGUAUAA